Wasmannia auropunctata (little fire ant) is the source of this 2216-nucleotide messenger RNA. RefSeq lists its product as uncharacterized. The record is from RefSeq and is a predicted model, not a curated record. The transcript has 6 exons. Gene Ontology annotation, biological process: cilium assembly. Gene Ontology annotation, cellular component: ciliary transition zone. The coding region runs from base 463 to 1812 and encodes 449 amino acids. NCBI's taxonomy places the organism in Eukaryota, Metazoa, Arthropoda, Insecta, Hymenoptera, Formicidae.
UAAUAUUUUAAAUUGCCGAAGUACAUAUCAUGAGAGUAAUUAUUUCGUUUGUCACGAAAUAAUUUUAGUUGUUUUAAUCAAGAAAUGGCUAUUAAAUCGCUUCGUAUCUUAAAAUAUAAAUUCUCACUCUAUAUCUCGCUUGAUUCGCUUUGAAUGAGUUAAAACUAACUAAACUGGUCGCUAUGAGCUUUGUAAUCACAACAAAGCGUUACUAUGGACACCUCGAUACUUUAAUGGACCUGGACGGCUGGACGACAGUCGGUUCUGCGGUGACCAACUGCGAAGUUGAACUGUUAAACACACUUGAAGGGAAGUCUUGCAGUAGCCAAUAGUUUUGCGUUGUACAGAUACUUAAAAAAAAAAAAUUCGUAUGGACUUGCGUAUGCAUUUGAAAUUAAUCGCGAGAUGGUCGCGAAUCGACUGGAGGACAGCUGAACGAUUGAUGUUACGGAGCAUCCUAAAAUGUCACGCGGAAGUCGGGCCUCUCGUGAGCGAAGAUCUACAGCGAUCGGUGAACAGCUUCAGCGAAAUGACAGCGAGGAUGAAGCUUCCGUUCGCGGUUUGGAAAACGACAGCUACGUGAAACGCGGUAGCACGCCGUCACAGAAGCGCUGGACCAGCUCGGAAGAUUUGAGCCGACCCUACGGCCGGGAAAUCAAAACAGGUUUUUCUCGGAGGCAAGAUAACACCGAAGACACGGAGACCGAGUCACCGGAUGCUAAGGGCAAUAAUAAGUCACGCAAAAUCGAGUCAUACUCGUCUCGCGGAAAGGCGCGUUAUUCCGACGUUCACGCAAACGAGAAAAGAAUCGCGUCGGGUUCUCUCGGGAGAAGGAGGAAACGCAGUAAACGGACUGAAAGACGAAAAUUUGGGACGCGACCUCGCACGGCGGAUCACGAUCACGAUCGAACAGAUACCGGAUCUUCCGCGAGACGCUACAGUGACAGGGAAGAUAGCCUCACUGAUAAAUCACGAAAAAGGAAUAGGAACGUUUCCCGAGCGGACGACGAGGUGCCCAUUACCGAGAUUCUGAAGAAGGCUCAAGAAAAUGCGCGUACAAAAUACGAGGAACCUAUGCCGCUUCCGGAAUUGACUACGGACACAAUUUAUAUUCAAGGCAGAAGCGGCUUUAGCGCCGUGAAAAUUGGCGGAUCGGGACGUGCUUUGGGAAAUGAUAUGACACGUGCAACAAAAGGUAGAGGUGGCUGCGAUUCCGCAGAGACUCGGACCUACACGCUUAUAAAGGUGGCAAUCACGGCGCAGAAAUUUUGGAAGUGUACAGGUCUCGUUUAUCAGGGUCUCUUGGGCGGGAUGGCAUUUCUGCAUUUCAUAAUGAUUCAUGUCUUUUUUAACACUUCAAUGGAAUUCAUGUCGAAUUACUCAAUUUUCUCCGAAAUAUAUGCAAAUAUAUUCUCCUUCUUAGUCGCUCUCUGUAUCAUCUCCAUCUUCGAUAAAUUCGAUCUGGCGCGGCUCGAUACGGAUCACUUGCGCGAGAUUUACACGGAUCACGCGAAAACCGCGAUCGCCAUUCCGCUUUAUCUGAUAACGUUUGGACUCCACCAUGCGUCGUCGAAGGUGGACGAUCAGUUAGCUUUAAUACAUUAUCGUGGCAUCAAUGAAACGUGGUCAAACAAUACGAUGCAGGAAACUUUCCUCGAGGAACUGAACGGCUGGCAGAAGGUAACGAUAUCGAAAGAUUUGCUCGCGGUCUUCGCCUGGCUGUUCGUCGCUCUUGGAACGCGGGACAACAUGCUAUUGACGCACCUCGAAGCGAUGGUGCAAUACGCGAGCGACGCGGAAUCCCCGAGAUGACAUUCGAGGAAUGACUUUCACUGUCGAACGAGACAAACGCACGUGAAGCUCUUCCGCGCGAUCGCGCAGAAGAGCAGACUGAUUGUGAAUGUUAUUAAGUACUUGAAAAACAGAAAUAUUCUAGAGAAUAAUUGUUCCCUUUUCUGAAUACUUACCGAUGCCCGUCGACUCGAGCCUCGAUUCCGGGUACAAAGAAUGUGUUCAGCCAACACUCCAAAGGAGAAGGAUUUAAAUAACAUUAAAGGUACGAUUUAAACAUUUAUUUGUAACAGAAUAGCGUUUGAUAUGUACAAUAUAUAUAAAGUCCGCCUAGACGCUAUAGUCGAUAAUAUAUGUAUACAUAAUAGCAAAGAGAGGACAAUAAUAUUACGAUUAAAAUAACGUAUGACGCGCCUGGUACAGUA